AUGUCGGAAAUAGUUAUAGAACAAACCCCUCCUAUCCUUCAAGGCCCUUCCGACAAGGAGAAGAAAUAUGACCGACAACUGCGAUUGUGGGCAGCUUCAGGACAAGAAGCCUUAGAGAAUGCCAAUUUAUUACUUUUGAACUCGGGUUGUGGUACAGUUGGUGUUGAGACAUUAAAGAAUUUAGUUCUUCCAGGCAUUGGAAAGUUCACAAUUGCAGAUGAGGCACUUGUAAAUGAGGCUGAUUUGGGGGUUAAUUUCUUUCUAGAUGAGGAGAGCUUAGGACUUUCGAGGGCAGAACAUUGUGUGAAACUUCUACAAGAACUCAAUUCAGAUGUGAAGGGGGACUGGUAUCCGAAACUCAAGGAUGACAAAUUGCACCAAGUCUUCGAGGCAGACCAAAAAGAAAAUUAUACAUUAAUAUUAUACUCGUUUCCUAUCGAUCCCAAAAUCCUCGCUCUUGCAGAAGAAUACAGCGUAGCCCACAAAGUUCCGCUCAUCAGCAUACAUUCGGCCGGAUUUUACUCAUAUUUUAAGACGUAUCUACCAGGAAACUUUCCUAUCGUCGACACUCAUCCAGACUCGACGGCCACAACAGACUUGCGGCUCUUGAAGUCGUGGCCAGAACUUUCGAAUUUCGCUGCAGAUCUGACCAAAAAUAUCGAUACCCUCAGUGAUCAUGAGCAUGGACAUAUACCUUACCUAGUUCUGCUCUUACAUUUUCUGAAGAAAUGGAAAGAAGAGCAUGGCCAAUACCCAAUUACUUACAAGGAAAAAACUGAGUUUAGGACGACGGUUUCAAAUGGUACAAGAAGAAGUAAUGCCGAGGGUGGAGAGGAGAACUUUGAUGAAGCUGUUGCAGCUGUGCUGAAGAAUAUAUCUGUACGAGAUUUAGCUAGUUCCGUGAAGGAGGUCUUCGAGUACAAACCGACCGAGGUAGAAUCGGAAUCGGAUUUCUGGAUUAUAACCGAUGCUGUCAAAAGAUUCUAUGCAAAUCAUAAUGAGCUCCCACUUCCAGGAUCUGUUCCAGACAUGAAGGCCCAAUCAAAUAUAUAUGUACAACUCCAAAAUAUCUACAAGGCAAAAGCUCGCCAAGAUGUUCAGGAAGUACUAGAGACUAUUCGGGCACAUCCACGUGGCAAUAAUAUCAAGGUGGAGGAAGUGGAGGUAUUCUGUAAGAAUGCUGCUUUCGUCAAGCUUAUCCGAGGCUCGGAUCCGACGACAGACUUGCAAAAGAUAGCAGAGUCAGAGUUUGAAAAUGAUGACAAUGCCCCUAUGACAAUGAUACCAUUGUCAAAUUUUCCAAUCUAUUUGAGUCUCCGUGCAACUUCACAUGUACAAUCAGCUACUUCAUCCGAGAUCCUAGCCCAAAUCGAAACAGAAAUUCCAAAAGCCUCUUCCAAUCCACGUGUCAGCAAAGUCGCUGAAGAAGUAGCACGAGCCAAAGGUGGAGAAUUACACAUCAUCUCUUCAAUAACAGGGGGAAUGGUAGCACAAGAAAUCAUCAAAAUCAUCACACAACAAUAUGUACCGAUCGACAACACAUGCAUAUUCGAUGGGAUCACGAGUAGGACACAAGUUCUGAGGAUCUCUGAGCCAAUCAAAAUUACAGAAUCCUCGAUUAGCGAAUAG
Messenger RNA from Sclerotinia borealis F-4128, 1629 nucleotides. The record is from the annotation of a GenBank genome assembly. NCBI's taxonomy places the organism in Eukaryota, Fungi, Ascomycota, Leotiomycetes, Helotiales, Sclerotiniaceae.